This is a messenger RNA of Theileria equi strain WA, 2250 nucleotides long. RefSeq names its product dynamin, putative. Gene Ontology annotation, cellular component: membrane; cytoplasm; microtubule. The record is from RefSeq and is a predicted model, not a curated record. Lineage: Eukaryota; Apicomplexa; Aconoidasida; Piroplasmida; Theileriidae. The transcript is spliced from 3 exons. Bases 1 to 2250 code for a protein of 749 amino acids. Gene Ontology annotation, molecular function: GTP binding; GTPase activity; microtubule binding.
AUGUCGUUGGACAUGAACUCUAAUCUUAGACAGCUUAUAAGUUUGGUGGAUAACCUCCGUGACAUAGGACUCCAUAAAUACAUUAAUUUGCCACGGAUAUGUGUCGCUGGUACUCAGAGUAGUGGGAAAAGCAGCGUACUGGAAAGUAUUGUUGGUAUAGACUUUUUGCCUCGUGGCGAUGGCAUUGUUACCAGACGUCCAAUUGAGUUUCGUCUGAAUAGAUUGACAGACAUUGCUGAAGAUGGAACAAAACCCAAACCAUACAUAGUUUUCGAGGGAAACGAUGAAAAAUUUUACGAUUUUGAACGAGCGAGAUCGUAUAUUCAAGAUCUCACAAAUCAGAGAGCUGGAACAAACAAAGGAAUCGUUGAUGAUCCAAUUGUUCUAUCCGUCUAUUCUCCUGAUUGUCCGGAUUUAUCCUUAAUAGAUCUUCCGGGUGUAACAAGAGUUCCAUUGAAAAACAGUGAUCAGACUGACGAUAUUGAAAUGUUAACUAAGGAAAUGAUCAUGAGAUAUGCUAGUGAUCCCAGAACGAUCAUCUUAGCUGUUGUUGCUGCUAACGUUGACAUGUCUACUAGUGACGCUUUGCAACUAGCACGCCGUGCCGAUCCUCAGGGAAUACGUACUUUGGGAGUUAUUACUAAAAUAGACCUCAUGGAUAGAGGGGCAAGUGCGUAUUCAAUGCUUCAAAAUGAUGAGGUACCACUGAGAUUGGGAUACACUGGAGUAAAAAAUAGAUCGCAGCAAGAUAUUGCGGAGGGUGUGACAAUAGAGGAAGCUUUAAAGAGGGAACAUGCAUUCUUUUCUGAGCACAAAAUUUAUCGUAAUUUGAAUCCUUCUCUUUGGGGAGUGGGUUCCUUAGUGAACAAGUUAACCAACGUGUUAUUGAGGCACAUCAGCACAGUAUUACCUGAGCUAAAGGCGGAAAUAUUGAACCGUAUAAAAAUUACAGAAGAUAAACUGAGUCAUUUAGGAACAGGAGCACCUAUUGAUUCCAAAGAACGCUUGGAACUUUUGUGGAUGAUGAUCACAGAGUAUUGUGAUAUGUUUAAUGGUACCAUUAGGGGUAAAUAUGUUGCUGGUUUACAUGAUCUUUUGGACAAGGAUAUAGUCUCGAGUGUACAAAUUCGUACCGUUUAUAAUGAGCUGUUAGAGAAUUUGAUAAAUCAAAAUGUUUUCGAUAAACUUUCCGAUGUGGAAAUAGAUCAGGCAAUAAGAAUCCAUGAAGGUGACAGUCUACCCGGAUUCCCAAGUCCAGACAGCUUUGAAUACCUUAUGCUUCCUCAACUGCAAACUCUAAAAGCGCCAAUUUUCGAGUGUCUGGAUAAAGUAUACCAAACUUUGGAGCUGUUAUCGGUUAGGGUUGCAGAACACAUUUUUGGGAGAUUUCCAGCUCUUUGUGACGUUGUUUUGACUCUAUCUCAGAAAAUAUUCAUGGAAGAAAAGGAAAACACAAAGAUAUGCCUUAGCCGAUAUGUAGAAAGUGAAACGUCUUACAUAUUUACAAAUGAUGCAAAAUAUAUGACUGAAACUACGGAAGACAAAGUUGAACCCCAAAAGAGUGGUUAUUAUAUAGCUGAUAAAGCUUCACAAAUAACCAAUAGCACAGCGAGCGUUAUUUCUGGCACCAUUGAUGCUUUUAAGGGAAGAAAGACACGAUACAAUGCUCAGUUCAUACAAGAGAUUAGGAAAAGACUAAAUUCAUACUUCGCUAUAGUACUGAGGAAUGUAAGGGAUACCGUUCCAAAAGUGAUUGGACAUUUUCUUGUGCGAAAAGUUCAACGUACCAUGCAACACAAAAUUUACACUGAUAUAAACCAGCAAGGGGAUCUAUCCUCACUUUUUGGUGAACCUCCACAUAUUACACAGAACAGAGAAACCUUGAGAGAACAACUGUCUGUACUUACAAGGGCCUUAAAUAUUAUUCAGCGGGAUUUUUCGAAUGUUCACAAAUCUGCUGAAAUCUUUGAUAAAAGCUUUGACAAUGAUCUCAAGAACCUUAGCAUAAACUCACAGAGCCAAGAAUCAUAUCAUAGUCCCAGUAUACAACCAGUUAAUAACAUUUCCUACGGUGGAAAAAACAUGAGUUCGCAACCUUCUAUUGUACAAGGAAGCGCAGUAUAUGGCAACCCCGGUAUGCAAUCUCCAAAAAUCAUGCCAGGAUCAUUCAAUGCUAAUCCAAAUAUUAUCAGGCACAAGAAUCACGAUAUUUCAAAAAGGCUUGUCUCCACCAACCCUCUCUUUGAUUAG